GCUAGAAGUGAACACAUCGUUAGUAAAGAAACAUAUAGAUAAGGCAGAGAGAAAGAUUAGCACCAAUUUGGGACAUCUCAGAAUAAAACCAAAUUAUAUCAGAGCUGGGGAAGAAUAUUGGAAAGCUGCCCAACUGCUUCCCUCUACAGCUACCACAAAGGAGUAUAUUCAACUCAUCAACCAAUCAGCAGAAUGUUUCUCAAUGGGAAAGGACUUCUUGAGAGCGGGAAAGGUAAUGGAGACAGGGCUAAGGAAGAUAACAGCUGACUCUGAACGGUUUGAUCAUGCGCAGAUCACAAGUAUGGUUCAGUUCGCUGAACUAUGUUUUUUCAAAUGUGGUAUGUUGGAUAUCUCGGCUGAUCUUCUGUAUUUAUGUGCAGAGUAUUUAAUCAAAAACAACAUUGGGGUAUCACAGGGUAUACUACUGAUAAAGGAAGCUGUAACACUGCUAGAAACUGAAAGACGACCCUAUCAAGCUGUUAUGACAGUGUACAAAGCAAUUAAGCUUAUCUUAGACUCCCAGGACGUUGAAACAGAGUUAAAUCAGCUGAUUAAAACCGGUCUUAAUCUUGCUCUCAACAUUCAUCAUGAGAAAUUUAUUUUUAUAUUUUCCUUUCUUUUGCUGGUUCUUCAGAAGAACUUAGAUGAUUUUAAUGCAAGCCAAGUUCCAGACGAAGAUGAAGGACUAAUAAACACAACUAAACUGUUUCUUGAAGACUGCUCGAACCAAUCCCUGUUAAACUCCGUGCAUCAGCAUCCACAAUUUCAGGGGUUAGACCUGGAAUUGAAAACCUUCUUUCAAAAUCUCUAUCCUGGGGAUGGUCUUGCAAAGAUCACAGACACCAAUGACUUACUGAAAUCCCCCGCAGAGUUUAAGGAUUCUGAAAAUGAAAACCAUACCUCAAAAGUUUUUUCGCCAACAACAGGUUCAAGAAUACGGACGGCAUCAGGCCAGUUUGGAAAAUCAAAGCAAAUGGGUAAACUUACUGCUAUCGCAGCUGUAGCGGCAUCCAGUGCUGCAAUAACAUCUGGUAUUGCUGGUGUUGAAAGCUAUAAAGGCAGCAGAGGAUAUUCAAGAAAACCUGGAAAGGAAGAUUUAAAAUCAAGUGUGUUUACAGAUAUCAACGGAGUGCAUGUGGUUCAUCCCGAAGCUGUUGGAAUGACUAAUUCACAGUUCCGAGAGGCACAGAGACAGUCAAGUCAAUUUGAUGAUUUAGGAUUUGAUUCAAUUCUUCAAGAUUGAUUUAAUCAGUUUGGAAUUCAAUAAAUACACAUUUUUUAUCUGCAAAA
Messenger RNA from Eurytemora carolleeae, 1290 nucleotides. RefSeq lists its product as uncharacterized. The coding region runs from base 203 to 1243 and encodes 346 amino acids. Lineage: Eukaryota; Metazoa; Arthropoda; Copepoda; Calanoida; Temoridae. The transcript has 2 exons. The record is from RefSeq and is a predicted model, not a curated record.